Chrysoperla carnea is the source of this 3416-nucleotide messenger RNA. Its product is annotated as dnaJ homolog dnj-5. Gene Ontology annotation, molecular function: dopamine receptor binding. The transcript is spliced from 5 exons. The coding region runs from base 121 to 2733 and encodes 870 amino acids. NCBI's taxonomy places the organism in Eukaryota, Metazoa, Arthropoda, Insecta, Neuroptera, Chrysopidae. The record is from RefSeq and is a predicted model, not a curated record.
UAUAAUAAUUAAGUAUUUAUUGUAAUGCAAUAUGUUUAAACAUUCAGGUUAAGUGUGUUUUCAUAAAUCUCGUCAGGGGGGUCAAUAACAAAAAACAAAUAAAUAAAGUGUUCCCCCAAAAUGAGUAACCCAAAAAAAUGUUCACCCACUUCGACAUCUUCAACAAAUGUGACAAUCGAUCAAAUGAUCGAACAUAUGACGGCUGAUUUACAGGGUUCAUCUGAUGGCCAAUACAUUCAACUCGGUUUUACACCACCGACAUCAAACGAUACAACAUGGCCAAAUUAUCAUGGGCAUCAUCAUCAUCGUAUGAAUUACGCACCAUCAUAUCCACCUGGUUUCAAUAAUUUCAUACCAUCUAAUCAACAUUUUACCAAUCCUGGGUAUAUUUUGUAUAAUCAAACAACAACACAAGACAUGCAACCUCCAGUACCACCUGGUGGAGUUGUAAUAAAUCGUGACUUUAACGGUGGUAUGUUUGAACAACCACAAUUUUCUCCUCCACCACCAAAUUCGUACAAUUUGUAUCAGCAACAGAACCCUAAACAAACUUUUACAUCAUCGGGGCAUUUGAUUGAAAAUUUAGUUGGUAAUUGGACACCAAAUACAAGUGGCACUUAUUCACCCUUCGGAGGUGGAGGUCCAAUUAUACAUAAUCAACAAGAAACCACUGCUGUUAAACAGCCCCCCAUAGUUGAAAUAAAUGUUCAAAAUGAUGUAUCAAACGUUAAAAAACCACGAAUGGUAGCCGAAGUAAAACCAAUGCGAUUACGUUAUUCAGAUGUUUUAGCUAAAUCGGUCCCACCGACCACAACAACAAAAUCAACAAAAGUUGAUGUCAAAGAAAAUAUAACGAAAAAACAACCUCAAAGUAAAAAAACGACUCCUUCAAAAACUUCUACGCUUAAAUUACAAAAUCGUAAUGAUAUUCCAAAAACAAAGUCAUCUUCAACAUCGCCAACAAAUUGGACAACUUCAACAAAUAAUACCCAAUCUUCAACAAUCCAAGAUGAUUUAUCCGAUGUUGAAUUUAUCAAUCGUCAACCGAAAUCGGAUCGCAUACGUUCUAAUAAAAAUACAGAAUCAUCAACAACAUCUUCAACACCACCAAGUACAUCAUCUUCAUCAACAUCAAAUCCACGUUCAUCACAAAAGUUAACUUUUGAAUAUCGUGGCGAUGAUACAAAUAAUGUACGUAAUAAUGAGAAAACAUUUAUGGCGAAAUCAAAGAAAGCGAAAGAUUUUAAGAAGUUUGGAAAUAGCAGUUCGUAUGGUGUUAGUGAUAAAUCAUCGGCAAGUAUGCCGGGUGGUCGACGUGGCGGUCAUGGACGUGGAGGGCGUAGACGUGGUGAUUCAAAUCAUACAAAUACAACUUUAGGUCAACUACAACGUUCCAUUAAACAAUAUUUACAGCGAUGGUCAACUUUAAUGUUUUACGUCAUUGUAUGGUUGUUACAUUUAAUAUCGGAUGUAUGCAGUUUAAGUAUUCAUCUUGCUAACGAUUUAUGUACAAAUAGCUGGAGUGUACUAAAAGAACAAGCUGGUAUUGUUUCAAAAACUACAGUUAUUUUAUUCUCAAAAAUUCAAAUAUUUGCAAAAAUUUGUAAAUUUGUGGAUGAUCAUGUUGGUAAUAAAUGGUUUGCAUUUUGGAAUCGUGGUAAAAAUAAAGAUCGUAAAAAUAAUUCCGAUUCAUCAAAAACAUCAUGGCAUACAUCUGCUGGAUUAGAUGCUAAUAUUCCAAUGCCUUCAACGGGUGAAGAAGCAAUGAAACGUUUAUUAGCGUGUAAAGGAAAAGAUCCUUACAGUAUUUUAGGUGUAACACCAGAUUGUACCGACGAUGAUAUUAAACGUUAUUACAAACGCCAAGCAUUCUUAGUACAUCCAGAUAAAAAUCAACAACCUGGUGCCGAAGAAGCAUUUAAAAUACUCGUACACGCUUUUGAUAUAAUCGGUGAAACAGAACGACGCCAAUCGUAUGAUCGUAAAGUUAUAGAAUCGCAUCAAGUUGAGCAAGCGUGGAGUGAAUUAAAUGAUUUACUCUCGCAAUUACAACAAAAAAUGGAAUAUGCAGCGAAUACAAUUCGUUGUACGAAUUGUACAAAACGUCAUCGUCGUAUUCAUGUCGAUCGUCCAUCGUAUGCUGCACGCGCAUGUGCACAAUGUAAAAUACAUCAUUCCGUUAAAGAAGGUGAUAUUUGGGCUGAAUCACAAUGUUUUGGAUUUUUAUGGUAUUAUUAUGCGUGUAUGGAUGGUGCAAUUUAUGAUAUUACCGAAUGGGCAUCGUGUCAACGUUCGAAUUUACGUCAUCUACGUCCGAAUACACAUCAAGUACAAUAUCGUAUUGUGUUAGGUAAACAACAGCAGCAUCAUCAUCAUUCACCAUCUUCGCCAUCAAGUUUUAAUUCGACAGCACCAGGUGGGUUCCAUCACACAACAUCGCCUGGUGGUGUAAACCAUAAUCAUCAGUAUAAUUCUAGCACUAGUGGAUCACAUCAUCAUCAUCGUAGUGGACCUAAAUUAGAUCGUGAACCGGAUUUAGAAGAUUUAGAAGAAUUUUUAAAUAAUUUAUAUCAAAAAACAGGUGGUGCAUCUCCUGCAGGAACCAAUCCAGAUGGAAGUGGUACACCAUCUUCAUCUACAUGUACAAAUGAUCAUCAUUCAUCAGGCGCUAAUGGUAACAAUCGACAACAAGAUUCAACACGUAAUCGUAAAAAGAAUAAACGUAAAAAAUAAACUUUUAUAUUAUGCAUUAUUUUAUGUCAUUUUCACAGCUUUGUAAUUACGUUGUUGUUGUUGCCAAUCGCGGGGAAAAGGGAUUCACUAACUUUUGAACAAUAUUUAUUGCUAAGAAUUACUGUACAAGUGGAUAUUACGAAAUUUAUUAUAAAUAUUUUUAAAAUAUUGACCAUUAAAAUUAAGAAAGUAUAGUAAAUCCACUUGUCGGCCAUAUUGCUUUGAACAAAGUCUUACAAAUUUUUAGUUGAGAGCUGAUGAUCCUACAAAAAGGGAUCCCACUGUUUUCAUAUGUAGUACCUAGACCAAAGAGUCGCCUCGCAAAGUCCCAGUAAUCAAGAUAGGCUUGUCGUAGCCAUUCCUUGAUUCGGUAAAUUACAAAGCAUCUUACAAUGGAAAUUUCAUGCUCAGGUAAAAGAGGAGUUUUAGACGACCCCUCUCUUGCCAAAGAGUCCGCUGUUUCAUUUCUUUAACGCUAGAGUGGUCCGGACUAAUUUUAUGGUUAAAAUCUAUGAAUAAUAGAUUUUUGUUUCUCACGUGUCUUUAAAAAUAGAAGUACUUUCUCUGGAGGGCGUGUAUUAUUUUGUAAACUGAAACUUAACUCUUCUUAUUUUUCAAAUACCCUAUUCGUGAAGAUUUCUAUCAGAAUCCAUAGUUUCAGAAAAUAUGAGUGAAAUAUUUAA